ACAGAACCAGAUGUAGACCUGGUGGUCCGUCUUUAGCCCAGGCUGUGUGGAGCCCCCUGCUGGCCUGGAGGCCUAAUGCAGCAGCUGUGUUUGCUUAUCCCUCUGGCCGGCUCUGCCUCUGCUUACAUUGUGCUUGUUGAAGCCAGACGUUGCCUGUGUGAGGCUGACCUUGCUGUGACCUUGCUGUGACCUUUCUGCUGCCAGUGAUCAGUGAGGAUGAAGAUGAGGAUGACGAGCUGCAGGCCGUGCAGAAGGAGCUGGAGGAGCUGCAGGCCAGGAAGGAGGAGCUGGAGCGAGGCGGGGUCACCUUCACGGCCAGCGCCGACGGAGGCACGUUUCCUCUACCGCCCCCUGCUGGCCGCACUACAACUCACACAGCUCACCUCUGACCUCUGACCUCUUCAGGUUGCACGGCACAGCGGCCGUCCUACAAGGAGACGCCGCGCGGAGGAAUCUACAUGCUGCCGCCGCCGCCGGGCAGAGAGGGAGCCGCUGCAGACGGAGCGACGGACGACGUCCUGCCAGCGGAGCGGCUGGGAAUGACGGCUGGACUCACCAAGUGUCCAUCAUGUGGCGAGCUGGUCGUCACGGAAACCCACAGCACGGUGAGCGAAAGCAUGUGGCUGCUGUGCUUCCUGUGCUCCAUGAUGGGCUGUUUGGCUGGUUGUUGUCUCCUUCCGUUCCGCAUGAAGCGACUCAGGAACGUUCAUCACAUCUGCCCUCGGUGCCGCCACCAGAUCCACACCUACAAGCUGCUCUGACCAGGAACUGUUCACACCAGGAACCGUUCACAUCAGGAACUGUUCACACCAGGAACUGUUCACACCAGGAACUGUUCACAUCAGGAACUGUUCACACCAGGAACUGUUCACACCAGGAACUGUUCACAUCAGGAACUGUUCACAUCAGGAACUGUUCACAUCAGGAACUGUUCACAUCAGGAACUGUUCACAUCACUGUUCACACACUAUUCUCCUUCCCCCCAAUGGAAAUCUGAAUAGUGUGGUGUGCAUUUGUGUUUUCAUCAUCUUUCACCUUCUUUUUGCUGCGGUUCUUUGGAAAACAGCCAAAUCUCAGUCAGAUGGGAUAAAACCAGGUGCAUCCCCACAGCCUGAUGCAGCCGCUGCUGUACUUCACACUGAGAGACAAAUCCAAAUGCAAACUGCUUCCGUUUGGUUUCACUCUUCAGUGAGCUCUACUUUGUGUUGGUCGCUCGGAGGACAAACGCUGCAGGCUGAGAUGUGAGUAAACGGGGUGAAUAGUUUCUGCGAGGCGCUGUGUUGGUCCGGCCCGAUUGGACCGGGUCCAGCUGUAAAUAUUUCCUCUGACAGUUUGAGUGGAGCCUCUGUUUGGACACCUGCAGGAAACGACCGGCCGUCAUAUCUCAUCAUUUCAUCUCCCAGGCAAAUGUGGCGGUGGAACGUCCACAUUACGCAACAUUUACUGCAGUUUCUACUCAGUUUGCUGCCUGUUGGAGCCGAAUGCUUUACUUACUGACUAAAUACAGCAAACAGCUUCAUUUACUGGGCAUCAGAGCUGCUGGUGGUGAUGCAGGUCACUGUCUGGUUAAUGGAUCAUGUCAUGUUUCAGAGUGGAAAAAAGAAGCUUUUCAUUUAUAUUAAAAUCCCCUCAGAUCCUGCA
This is a messenger RNA of Poecilia latipinna (sailfin molly), 1641 nucleotides long. RefSeq names its product lipopolysaccharide-induced tumor necrosis factor-alpha factor homolog. Gene Ontology annotation, molecular function: zinc ion binding. The record is from RefSeq and is a predicted model, not a curated record. Lineage: Eukaryota; Metazoa; Chordata; Actinopteri; Cyprinodontiformes; Poeciliidae. Gene Ontology annotation, cellular component: cytoplasmic side of lysosomal membrane; cytoplasmic side of late endosome membrane; nucleus. The transcript has 3 exons. Bases 459 to 761 code for a protein of 100 amino acids.